Molecule: messenger RNA, 1947 nt
Organism: Nicotiana tabacum (common tobacco)
Lineage: Eukaryota; Viridiplantae; Streptophyta; Magnoliopsida; Solanales; Solanaceae
Product: putative pectate lyase 5
Molecular function (GO): pectate lyase activity
Source: RefSeq, a predicted model, not a curated record
AUGAAUGUGAGACACAGAGAGAGAACCUGCGAAGGAGAGAAAAAAGACAAAUAGCUCCUCUCUCUCUCCCCUUUCAUGGCUAUUGGGUUUUGGCCAGUGUGAACAUUACAGCCACCAUUACCAACGUCUAUGAAGUCCAAAAUCCUAGUUAACAAUACUAAUUAUUUAGUUUUAUAUUAUAAGUUACAUUUUCCCAAAAUCUGCAGCUUCCUUUGACUAAGCAUUUAAGAACAAGAGACAUAGCUUCCCUGUCUUAAGAGUUCCUUUUACUCAUCAACUAUGCCUCCAGUUACUAGCAUUUUCUUAUUCUGCUUCAUUACUUCCUUUUUCUCUCUAAUUAGUGCCACCCUCAAUCUUACCCUUCCUCACCAGCAACCUUUCCCUGAAUCUGUGGUUCAAGAUGUUCAGAGGAGGGUAAAUGAGUCCAUUGCGAGAAGACAAAUACUUGAAACAACUGUUAGAGAUAGUAGUAAUAAAUGUCUAACCGGAAAUCCAAUAGACGAUUGCUGGCAAUGCGACUCAAACUGGGCUAAAAACCGACAAAGGUUAGCAGACUGCGCCAUUGGGUUCGGUCAGGGUGCAAUGGGUGGGAAAAACGGUCAGAUCUACGUAGUCACCGACUCCUCCGACAGAGACACCGUUAACCCUACUCCGGGCACUCUCCGGCACGCCGUCGUUCAAGAGGAACCUCUCUGGAUCGUGUUCGCCGCCGACAUGGUCAUUAAGCUAAAACACGAGCUUAUUGUGAACAGCUACAAAACCAUCGACGGCCGCGGCGCGAACGUUCACAUUACCGGCGGCGGAUGCAUAACGUUACAGUACGUGAGCAAUGUGAUUAUACAUAAUGUUCAUAUUUACAAUUGUGUCCCUUCGGGUAAUACUAAUAUACGGUCGAGUCCAACGCAUGUUGGGUAUAGAGGCAAAUCGGACGGUGAUGGAAUAUCCAUAUUUGGAUCUCGGAAUAUUUGGGUUGAUCAUUGUGCAUUGUCUCAUUGUACGGACGGCUUGAUUGAUGCUAUUAUGGGGUCCACUGCUAUUACUAUUUCGAAUAGCUAUUUUAGCCAUCAUGAUGAUGUCAUGCUCUUGGGACAUGAUGAUAAAUACUUGCCAGAUUCAGGAAUGCAGGUGACAAUAGCGUUUAAUCAUUUUGGAGAAGGGUUAGUGCAAAGAAUGCCAAGGAUUAGAAGAGGAUACGUACAUGUGGUUAACAACGAUUUCACAGAAUGGCAAAUGUAUGCAAUUGGUGGUAGCGCAAGUCCCACUAUUAAUAGUCAGGGCAAUCGCUAUACUGCUCCUGAUGACCCUAAUUUGAAGGAGGUGACAAAGCGGGAAGACACAGACACUGGGAAGUGGAACGACUGGAACUGGAGGAGUGAUGGCGACGUUAUGGUUAAUGGUGCAUUUUUUGUGCCUUCAGGCCAAGGCAUUAGCACCCAAUAUGUCAAAGCUUACAGCGUCGACCCCAAAUCCGCCCUUCUCAUCGAUCAGCUCACCAAAAAUGCCGGUGUCCUUGGUGGUCCCAGGGAUAACAGUAUGAGCAUGUCAUCCAAAGGGGGCAUUACCGGAGGCGGCGGCGGUCAUGCCGAGUCCACUAGCGGCGAUGUUGACAUGUUCGGAAUGAUAUUCAGCGGUACUGGUGCAUCUUCUGCAGGAUCAUCACCAUCACCUACAACCACUCCGAUCUUACUGUCCUUUUUAAUUAUUCUGACGUUGUACAUAAUCACCAAACAAGGUGGUCAAUUAUCUAUACCAUUAUUUCUCUUGCUAUAGCAUUUUAGGACAGCAUAUUUGUUUUAUUAUUCAAUUAUUAUGGAAGUGAAAGUUUUCAUUUCACUUGAUUAGUCAUAUUCAUAGGAGCCCCACAUUUUGUACAUUGAUUGGUUGGUAGGAAUAUUAGAGAGGCAUCAUAUAGGCUGUUAUUUAUGGAAUGAGGGCUUAUUGAUUCUC